AUGGACGCUCCGUUGUUUAUUCGAAGAGUAACGGUCAGUUCUGCGGUGAUGCUCGGACACAUCAAAGCUCUGGAAAAAGGAACCGCCAAGUAUCCCCUCCGACGCGUCGUCUGUAAAAUGAUGUCUGUACCCAGGGGAAACUUAACACUCACUCAGGAUCACUUAUUCUUGGGUCAGCUACCCAACAGAAUCGUGGUGGGUUGCGUGUCCAAUGCAGCCUUCAAUGGGUCAUACUCCAAAAACCCGUACAACUUCCAGCAUUUUAAUGUUAAUUACGUCUCGGUGCAUGUCAACGGCGAACAGAUCCCCCACACCCCUUUGAAACCAGAUUACGCCACCGGAAGGAAAAGCUGUGUCAGAUCCUAUCACACGCUGUUCUCCGGUAUGGAUAAAAUGUACAUGAACGAAGGCAACAACAUCAGUCUGAGCGAAUACCCAGACGGGUAUACACUGUACGCUUUUGACCUGACCCCAGACUUGGCGUGCGGUGGACACUUCAGCUUGGUGAAGCAUGGGAACCUUCGUCUGGACAUGCACAUUGCCUCACCGCUCGAAGAAACCAUCAACAUCAUCAUCUAUGCCGAGUUCAACAACAUAUUAGAGAUUGAUCAAGCUCGUAACAUCAUCUUCGACUACAACAGCUAG
Molecule: messenger RNA, 645 nt
Organism: Asterias rubens (European starfish)
Lineage: Eukaryota; Metazoa; Echinodermata; Asteroidea; Forcipulatida; Asteriidae
Exons: 1
Coding region: 1-645 (214 amino acids)
Source: RefSeq, a predicted model, not a curated record